Molecule: messenger RNA, 324 nt
Organism: Ilex paraguariensis (yerba mate)
Lineage: Eukaryota; Viridiplantae; Streptophyta; Magnoliopsida; Aquifoliales; Aquifoliaceae
Source: the annotation of a GenBank genome assembly
AUGGCAAAGCGAGUGGGCGCCAAAAUGAAUCGAAGAAGGGAAGACGAGCGACAGUCGCUUUUGACCCGGGCGGUGAACUCAGUUUUUGCAUUCUUCCGGUUCGCCGAGUUCGAGAUCCUCUUCGUCCUCUUCUUCCUCGUUGCUUUUCUUAUCUUCAAAGAUCUGGAUAGUUAUGGGGGUAGUAGCCUUGACAACCCCUUAGAGGUUAGCCUGGGGCUCAGGGAGCUACGGAUCAUAACUACUCAUGUCUUGCUUGGUUACGAGCCCAUGUACAACUUUUUCAUUUCUGUGUCAUCCACAACGUCUCUUCAACUUGCCAAGUGA